GGAAAGUCCAGUGUUGCGGUUUGUGUGGAAGGCGGCUGGAGCAGGGGGCGGACACAAGCGUGGACCCCGUCCGUCCAGGAAGUGACGACAAGCCGACACAGUUUGACAACAAGUCCGCCGGUUCCGCUUCGGUCCGUCCAAGUUGAGCACCGGGGCGGACCCGCCGCGCCAUGCACCUGCUGUAGCGGCCACACUUCCGGGUUGGACUUUGUUCGUCGUCGAGGAGUGAAAAGAUGUCCGUCAACGAGCUGUACACGACGUUCACGCGGGUGUGGAUCCCAGAUGUGGAUGAGGUGUGGAAGUCUGCAGAGAUCACCAGGGAUUACCAGCAAGGAGAGCCGGUGCUACACCUGAGACACGACGAUGGCACGCUGCAGGAGUAUCCUGUGGGCCCAAAGGGCAACCCUCUCCCGUUCCUGCGCAACCCUGACAUUUUAGUGGGUGAGAACGACCUGACCGCUCUCAGCUACCUUCAUGAACCCGCCGUCCUGCACAACCUGCGAGUGCGUUUUCUGGAGUCCAACCACAUCUACACGUACUGCGGUAUCGUCCUGGUGGCCAUCAAUCCAUACGAGGAGCUGCAGAUCUACGGAGAGGAGGUCAUCAAUGCCUACAGCGGUCAGAACAUGGGCGACAUGGACCCGCACAUCUUCGCCGUGGCCGAAGAAGCCUACAAACAGAUGGCGAGAGACGAGAGGAACCAGUCCAUCAUUGUGAGUGGAGAAUCUGGAGCCGGGAAGACGGUUUCUGCAAAGUAUGCCAUGCGCUUCUUCGCCACUGUCGGCGGCUCAGCCAAUGACAGCAACGUGGAGGAGAAAGUCCUCGCCUCCAGUCCUAUCAUGGAGGCUAUCGGGAACGCCAAAACCACACGAAACGACAACAGCAGUCGCUUCGGGAAGUACAUCGAGAUUGGAUUCAGCCGGAACUACCACAUCAUGGGUGCUCACAUGCGCACGUACCUGCUGGAGAAGUCGCGUGUGGUUUUCCAGGCUGAAGACGAGCGGAAUUAUCACAUCUUCUACCAGCUGUGCGCUUGCUCCGCCUUGUCCGAGCUGCAAGACCUCAGCCUCACCAGCGCAGAAGACUUCACGUACACGUCCAUGGGAGAGAACAUCUUCAUCGAGGGUGUGAGCGACGCAGACGACUUCAACAAGACCAGACAGGCCUUCAGAUUGCUGGGCAUCAAAGAUGCCAGCCAGAACGCCAUCUUCAGAGUCCUGGCCUCAAUCCUGCACCUGGGCAACAUCGAGAUCUGCUCCGAGAGGGAUGGCGAGUCCUGCCACGUCUCGAGCGACGACGUCCACCUGAAGCAUUUCUGCCGACUUCUGGGUCUCGAGUCUCAGCAGAUGGAGCACUGGCUGUGCCACAGGAAGCUGGUCACGGCGUCGGAGACGUACGUCAAGAACAUGUCGAGCAAGCAGGCGACCAACGCCCGUGACGCCCUAGCCAAGCACAUCUACGCCGGCAUGUUCCAGUGGAUCGUGGGGCACAUCAACCUGGCGCUGCACACGUCCUCCAAGCAGCACUCCUUCAUCGGCGUCCUGGACAUCUACGGGUUCGAGACCUUUGAAGUGAACAGCUUCGAGCAGUUCUGCAUCAACUACGCCAACGAGAAACUGCAGCAGCAGUUCAACUCGCACGUCUUCAAGUUGGAGCAGGAGGAGUACAUGAAGGAGCAGAUCCCCUGGACCCUCAUCGACUUCCACGACAACCAGCCCUGCAUCGACCUGAUCGAGGCGCGGCUCGGCGUGCUGGACCUACUGGAUGAGGAGUGCAAGGUGCCCAAAGGAACGGAUCAAAACUGGGCCCAGAAGCUCUAUAAGCAGCAUGCCAGCCGCGCGCACUUCCAGAAACCUCGGAUGUCCAACUCCUCCUUCAUCAUCAUCCACUUUGCUGACAAGGUGGAAUACGAGUGUGACGGCUUCCUGGAGAAGAACCGAGACACCGUGUACGACGAGCAGAUCAACAUCCUGAAGGCCAGUCAGGUUCAGCUGGUUGCCGACCUCUUCAGCAGCAAGGACGGCGACCCCCCUCCCAAAACAUCCAGAGUGAACGUGCGUGCAGCCAAGUCGGCCCCCAAAGCCCCCAACAAGGAGCACAGGAAAACUGUUGGCCUGCAAUUCCGCAGCUCCUUGCAUCUUCUCAUGGAGACGCUGAACGCCACCACGCCUCACUACGUACGCUGUAUCAAACCCAACGACUACAAGGAGGCCUUCUCGUUCGACUCACGGCGAGCCGUGCAGCAGCUGCGAGCCUGCGGCGUCCUGGAAACCAUCCGCAUCAGCGCAGCCGGAUACCCGUCCAGGUGGACGUACAGCGACUUCUUUAGCAGGUAUCGUGUCCUGAUGCGCAAGUCGGACAUGUUGUGUGCAGACAGGAAGUUGGUGUGUCGCCAGCUUCUGGAGACGUUGGUCAAGGAUGGAGACAUGUUCCAGUUUGGAAAGACCAAGAUCUUCUUCCGGGCCGGCCAGGUGGCCUACUUGGAGAAGCUGCGUGCCGACAAGUUCCGCGCCGCUUGCAUUAUGAUCCAGAAGACGGUGCGCGGAUGGCUGCAGCGUGUCCGAUAUCAGAAGAUCCGCAAGUCGGUCAUCUUGUUACAGCGAUACGGGCGAGGCUACCUGGCGCGCAGGUACGCUGAAUAUUUGCGACUGACACGCGCCGCCAUCAUCUGUCAGAAGAAUUAUCGCAUGGCCAGGGAGCGCCGCGCCUUCAUCACGGUGCGCCAGGCCACCGUCGUCAUCCAGGCAUACGCCCGAGGGUUGUUCACUCGCCGGAUUUACCAGGAGUUUGUGCUACACCACAAAGCCAUGAUCAUCCAGAGGAACGUACGUGGCUGGUUGCAGAGAGUCAGGUUCAAACGCAUGCGCCUCGCCGCCAUCGUGUUGCAGUGCGCCUUCAGGCGCGUUCGUGCUCAACGCCUCUUCAAGGCGCUGAAGAUGGACGCGGGCUCGGCCGAGCGUCUGAAGAAGCUGGACGCGGGCAUGGAGAACAAGAUCGUGCAGCUGCAGAGGAAGAUGGACGACCAGGGUAAAGAGUACCGCGCUCAGAACGAGCAGCUGCUGCAGGCCAACACCACUCUGGGCUCAGAGCUGAGCCGCCUCCAGAAGCAGCUGCAGCAGGCCCGCAGCCAGCAGGGCGACGCCACUCAGCUGAGCGUGCUGCAGGCGGAGCUGGAGAGGCUGCGGGCGGAGCUGGUGGAGGCCAAGGCCCAGAGGAGCAGACUGGAGGAGGACCACCUCACCCAGAAACUGGGUCUGACCCAGAGGGUGGCCGAGCUGGAGGAGGAGAACUCGCUGCUGAAGAGUGAAAAGGAAGAACUGAACCUGAAGAUUCAACAGCAGUCGUCCCGCGCCGCAGAGGACGCAGGAAGUGCGUUGCUGCGAGCAGAGAUGGAUGCGGAGCGGCGUCGCUACCAGAAUCUUCUGAAGGAAUAUUCCAGACUGGAGCAGAGAUAUGAAAACCUGAAGGAGGAAGUUUCUUUGCCCAAGUUCCAGCCGGGACACCACCGGAACCCAUCCAACCAGAGCAGCCAGGAAUCCGACUCCAACUACACGUCCAUCUCCACGUCGGAGGUGGGAGACGGCGAGGAUGCGAUCCAGCUAGUGGAGGAAAUGGGCGUGCACAAGGCGGCCAUGGACAUCAGCGUCUUCGUCAAGCUGCAGAAGCGGGUUCGAGAGCUGGAGAGCGAGCGAAAGCGACUGCAAGCCAACGUAGACAAGAUGGAAGAGCUCGCCAGACAGCAGGGGUCAGAUGUCAGGAGUCCCGCCGCUGAGCAACAAGCGGCCGAUUUGGCGUACAACAACCUGAAGCGACAAGAGCUGGAGUCGGAGAACAAGAAGCUGAAGAACGAUCUGAACGAGUUGCGCCGCAGCGUCGCAGAUCGCAACUCGCCGGAGGAGAAUCAAGGCGGGUACAACCUGCUGCUGAGUCAGCUCCGGUCCGCCACCGAGGAGCUGGACGCCCGCAAGGAGGAAGUUCUCAUUCUCAAGACCCAGAUUGUCAGCGCUGUGGAGCAGCGGGAGAAGAACCACCGGCUGGAGGACCGCGACGGCAGCAGCUCACCGGUGGACCAAGAUGAGGAACUCAAAACGUAUCAGGACCUCAGCGAGUCCCACAAGAUGCUGGAGGCGGAGCUUCAGUCGCAGACUCGCCAGCAUGGCGACGAGCUGGAGGCGUUGCACACGCAGAUCGAGCUGCUGAAGGACGACAUCGAGAAGAAGCAGGAGAUGCUCAACUACACCACGUCCUUGUCGCCCGAGGCCCUGCUGGAGUACAGCGUGCAGCUGGAGAUCACCCGACUCACCGAUGACAACCUGGACCUCAAGGAGCUGGUGGAGAAACUGGAGAAAAACGAGCGCAAGCUCAAGAAACAGCUGAGGAUCUACAUGAAGAAGGUCCAGGAGCUGGAAGGUAGGAGGUCACAAAAGCAAGCGCUCCUUCACGCCAUCCUCACGACGUCGAUGUCGUCAGUCUCACGCAGCGGCCACGCCAAAGCGGAGUUGGGCCGCCAGGUGACGCUGCAGCGCAAGGAGAAGGACUUUGAGGGCAUGUUGGAGUACUGCAAGGACGACGAGGCCCUGCUCAUCAAGACGCUCAUCACAGACAUGAGGCCAGAUGACGUGUCGGGGACGGUCCCGUGCUUGCCGGCAUACGUCCUCUUCAUGUGCGUCCGCCACGCCGACUACAUCAACGACGACCACAAAGUGGAGUCUCUGCUGACCGCCAGCAUCAACGCCAUUAAACGCGCGCUCAAGAGGAACGACGACUUCGACACGACCUCCUUUUGGCUCGCCAACACCAGCCGCCUCCUCCACUGCCUCAAGCAGUACAGCGGCGAUGAGGCGUUCAUGGUCCACAACACGGCCAAGCAGAACGAACACUGCCUGAAGAACUUCGACCUGACCGAGUACCGCCAGGUUCUGAGCGACCUGUCCAUCCAGAUUUACCAGCAGCUGGUCCGUGUGGGCGAGGCCGUCAUCCAGCCCAUGAUCGUGUCGGCCAUGUUGGAGAGCGAGAGCAUCCCCAGCCUGGCGGGCGUAAAGCCCAUGGGCUACCGAAACCGCUCGUCCAGCAUGGAUAACGACGGCGACGGGCCCGGCGGCUACACGCUGAAGGCGCUGAUCCGUCAGCUGGGCCAGUUUCACGCCGUCAUGCGGGACCACGGCCUGGACCCUGAGAUCGUGGGCCAGGUGGUCCGGCAGCUCUUCCAUUGCGUCAACGCCGUCACGCUCAACAACCUGCUGCUCCGCAAGGACGUGUGCUCCUGGAGCACCGGCAUGCAGCUCAGGUACAACACCAGCCAGAUGGAGGAGUGGCUCCGAGCCAACAACCUGUACCAGAGCCAGGCCGCCGCCACGCUGGAGCCCAUCAUCCAGGCAGCCCAGCUGCUGCAGGUCAAGAAGAAGACGUCGCAGGACGCCGAUGCCAUCUGCUCGCUCUGCUCCGCCCUCAACUCCCAGCAGAUCGUUAAGAUUCUCAACCUGUACACGCCCCUCAACGAGUUUGAAGAGCGCGUCACUGUGUCCUUCAUCAGGAACAUCCAAAACCGCCUUCAGGAACGCAAUGACCCGCCGCAGCUCCUGCUGGACACCAAGCAGACGUUUCCCGUCCUCUUCCCGUACGCACCCUCCGCCCUUAGCCUGGAGACGCUGCACAUUCCAGCCUCGCUUGGUCUCAACUUCCUCAUCCGCGUCUGAACUCUGACCUUUUUAGGAGGGGCUUGAGGUUUGAUUGAUGGUCAUGUGACUUGUACAAAUAAAAAUAUUUAUAUAGAAUGUUUU
Messenger RNA from Doryrhamphus excisus (bluestripe pipefish), 5780 nucleotides. RefSeq names its product myosin VB (gene myo5b). Gene Ontology annotation, cellular component: actin cytoskeleton; membrane; myosin complex. NCBI's taxonomy places the organism in Eukaryota, Metazoa, Chordata, Actinopteri, Syngnathiformes, Syngnathidae. Gene Ontology annotation, biological process: actin filament organization. The record is from RefSeq and is a predicted model, not a curated record. Gene Ontology annotation, molecular function: ATP binding; microfilament motor activity; actin filament binding.